Ectocarpus siliculosus is the source of this 970-nucleotide messenger RNA. Lineage: Eukaryota; Phaeophyceae; Ectocarpales; Ectocarpaceae. The record is from the annotation of a GenBank genome assembly.
ACCCACCACAGCCCUUCCGCCAAGAUGUCGACGGAGCCAUGGGCUGGUGAGGUGCGCUGCAGCCUCUCCGUUGAGACCAACGCCGACGCCGGCUGCCGCACGGCGGCGCUCAGGGCACCGCAGACCUCGCGAUCCCGCCGUAACGGCCAUGUCUGCCGCAGCCGACGAGGGGGAUAGCAGCGUCUUGGGGCCACUGCGUCCUCUGAGCCCAACUGAAGAUGGUGGCGAUGUGUUCAAUCCCAAUCCGCUGGCGCGGAACGACCCAGAGCGCGCGAGGGUGAACAACCUCAUCACUAUCUUGGCGGGGACACCGAUGGCGGAGUGGAAGCCGGCUGUGAUCGACGAGUACAUGGAGAGCUUGCUCAAGAGAGGCAUCUUCCGGCAGACCAUGGACGAGCGGCUGGCGAAAGUGCGAAGCGGGGAGGAACGGGAGGCGCUCGCCCGAGUGGAUUCCUACAUGACGGGCUUUCUAGGGCACGAGUGGCGUAAGGCUUCUCGAAAGAAGGUGUCGGUAAUUUUAAGUGCGGCGGCGGAAGGCCCGAUGGAGCUGGAUGACUGCGUCCAGACUCUGGGCAAGGCGGAUCUUCUCGACAGCGACCUUACGGAAUACGUGGCCAGCUUGAUCACAGCUGAGGAGCGAAAAUGCGUGAAGUCGGUGCUGCUGAAGGUCCUCAAAACUGUUCGGGAUCGGAUCCAGGCCGAAUUGAGAAUGGGGGCACGACCGGAGAUCCGCACUCUAGCGCGAGCGCUGGCCAUUGAGGACGGUGCGCAGCGGAAGGAGUUCCUGCAGCACGCGUUCCCCAAACUCGAGGAGCUGGACGAGUUUGUCAAGUUCGUGGAGGAAGGGAUUGACUUCCUGGGGGAUGAUUUCGGUUUCGCGGUGCGGACGAACAUGCCGCAGGAGCACUUCGACAAGAUGAAGGCGAUCUACGCUGAGGCCUCGGCCAUGCGGAGGAUGUACUUGCAGUGA